This is a messenger RNA of Microsporum canis CBS 113480, 1578 nucleotides long. RefSeq names its product Sep4b. The transcript is spliced from 2 exons. Gene Ontology annotation, biological process: cytoskeleton-dependent cytokinesis. Gene Ontology annotation, cellular component: microtubule cytoskeleton; cell division site; cytosol. The record is from RefSeq and is a predicted model, not a curated record. Bases 1 to 1578 code for a protein of 525 amino acids. NCBI's taxonomy places the organism in Eukaryota, Fungi, Ascomycota, Eurotiomycetes, Onygenales, Arthrodermataceae. Gene Ontology annotation, molecular function: molecular adaptor activity; GTP binding; GTPase activity.
AUGGAGGCGUCUCUCCCUUCUCGACCGCGCACUCCCAGCGACUCAAACGGCGGCAUCAACCAUAACAACAACAACGUCAGCAAACCAGCACAGGCGUUGCGACGGACUUCUCUCGGGUUCCUUCGUCGCUCCAAGUCUACGGAGCAAGUGGCUGAGCGCAAGAAUUCCAACAAGAUCAGCAAGAAGAUGCUCAAGGAGCAGGCCAGGGAGGAAGAAGCGCGCCGCCAGCGAGAAGCUGCCGCUGUACCUAAACAUGCGCCGCGCCUGCCAGACCUCUCGCCGCCGCCGCAGCUGAACUCGUUUGGAGGAGAGAGGAUGACCUCGUAUCAGUAUCAUCAGUAUUCUCAGCUGCAGAACAUGACGAUGGAUGUCCCUCCUGUCCCACCUCUGCCGCCAGGUGCAAGGGCUGCCCUGUCAAGAGACCCGUAUGCUGGUUCAGACAGCAUGGCGCAGCGUGGACGAUACAGCUAUGCCAGCAGUGCCGUGAGCACCAUCAACAGCCCCAGACGGGUGAGGAGACGGAAGGAUCCUACUCCAUACAAUAUUCUCGUUGUUGGAGGGAAAAACUGCGGUAAGACGUCGUUCCUCGAUUUUCUGCGCUCCUCUCUGGCUCUUCCACCGAGCAAGCGGCCCACGAAGCCGACGGAGGAGGAAGACGAGCCACGUCCACAGUCGCCAGGCACCCCGUUCACCUCGCGCUACGUCGAGGCCGAGAUCGACCAUGAACGCAUCGGCCUGACGCUGUGGGACUCGGAAGGGCUGCAGAAGAACAUCGUCGACCUGCAGCUGCGUGACAUCACCGGCUUCCUGGAGAGCAAGUUCGAAGACACCUUUGCAGAGGAGAUGAAGGUUGUUCGUGCACCUGGCGUACGCGAUACACAUAUCCACUGCGCCUUUCUCAUCCUCGACCCGGCCAGGCUUGACGCAAACAUCGAGGCUGCGAAGAAGGCGGCUAGCCGUGGCCAUGCAAAAGAGACCAGCCAGUACAUCGGCGGUCUUGACGUCGAGCUGGACAUACAGGUCAUCCGCACGAUGCAGGGCAAGACCACCGUUAUUCCCAUCAUCAGCAAGGCCGACACCAUCACCUCCGCUCACAUGGCCUUCCUCAAGCGGACGGUCCGGGAUAGCUUGAGGCUGGCCGGCAUCGAUCCGCUGGAAGUGCUGGCUCUGGACGAACAGGACGACAGCGCCUCAGAGGAGUUCGACGAGCACGACGAAGACAACCUGCUGAGGGAGAUGGAUGUGCAGGCCUCUGCCGGCAAGGAGGGUACGGCUGAUGCAGGUCCAGAAGGGCAGCCUGCUCAUGCUUCAAGAGAGGCCGAAGACGAAUCCGCUAUCGACCACAUCUUCCCUCUCUCCAUCCUCUCUCCUGACCCUCACACGCUGAAUAACAAGAACGAGAAGGUUGGCCGUCGAUUCCCCUGGGGGUUCGCCGACCCUUACGACCCCGAACACUGCGACUUUGUCCGACUGAAGGAUAACGUCUUCGGCGAGUGGCGAGGAGACCUGCGUGAGGCCAGCCGUGAGGUAUGGUAUGAGAGAUGGAGAACCACCCGACUCAACCGACACGCCAGGUAA